This is a messenger RNA of Penicillium concentricum, 888 nucleotides long. RefSeq lists its product as uncharacterized. The coding region runs from base 1 to 888 and encodes 295 amino acids. The transcript has a single exon. Lineage: Eukaryota; Fungi; Ascomycota; Eurotiomycetes; Eurotiales; Aspergillaceae. The record is from RefSeq and is a predicted model, not a curated record.
AUGCCUAAUGUCCUCAUUGUCAAUGACAAUGCUUCCUUCGCUUCAAGUGAUACCUUCUCUACUCAAGAUUCGAUAGAGCAACCACGACAUGCCCUCCGUCGAAGAAACACGGUUUCCCAGCUCACAAGAAGGGUGUCGAAGAGGAUAUCUCACACAAUCCUCAGGGCCGGAGUUCAAGAGCAUCAGCUGAGCGAAAAGAAUCUCAAAAGCCUCAACGACACAACAAAUAUUGACUCACAUAAUCUACGCUCGCCAGCUCAUCCGGUUCAUGAGGUUAAAAUACACGACCCUAUUCACGAAGAAAUUGAGGAGGAAUGCCCAGCUUUUGAUGUGAAAGCAGCGAGAGAGAUGCGUCUUCAACAGUCAUACGCUGCCUUCUGUCAAAACUUUACGCUCUCGGGGACCACAACGACGAGUACGAAGUUCGACUUGUCAAUGGGAGUGGAGUGUGCAGACAAACAUACACAGUCCUCUCACACGGACCAGACUCUCAAGGACAACGACACAUCCGAACUGUUGGGUUUUCAUGCCAAUCCCGAGCACAUAGCGGUCCAAAGGCCCAGGCCAGGCACCGUCGCAUUUCCAAUAUCAUGCCCACCUACAGAUCUUGACAAUACAUCAAUAUUACACUCAACAACUGUCGAGAAAUUCUCUUCAGAAUUUCCAGUCACAGAAACAUCAAAGGUCGAGAAAGCCAUCAAAAUAACCCCCGACUCCGAUUACCUCCAACCACCCCCUCAUAUCAUCACCCCAACUGUCUGGAUGGACAUGCAGCGCGACGAGCGAGAACGCAAAGCAUCUCGACGGCAGAGACUCCUAAAUCCGUUUCGGUCGUGGUUUAUGACAAGCCAGCCCUCUUGGGGGCGGAGGUAUGAAGUCGUUGAAUAA